Messenger RNA from Ornithodoros turicata, 2825 nucleotides. RefSeq names its product sodium-dependent low-affinity dicarboxylate transporter 1-like. The transcript has 17 exons. The record is from RefSeq and is a predicted model, not a curated record. Gene Ontology annotation, cellular component: membrane. Gene Ontology annotation, biological process: transmembrane transport. Gene Ontology annotation, molecular function: transmembrane transporter activity. Lineage: Eukaryota; Metazoa; Arthropoda; Arachnida; Ixodida; Argasidae. The coding region runs from base 136 to 2817 and encodes 893 amino acids.
AGCACUCAGUGCCUGCCAUAGCAAGGAUGAUUGGGACUUCCACAGAACAAGGCAACAACAUGGGUGGGGCGAUGCAUUAUCCUUGGCCAGGCCGGACUCUACUCACUGGGCUACCGGGCCGAGCCGCAUAAAAACAUGAAGGUUGGGGCCCGGGUCGGACCAGGCCAUUUUUCGAUGCGCCCGGGCCGGGACGGGCCUGGAAAAGUCGGCUCCUGCAGGGCUCUAACACGGAGGACUCAAUUUCUGAAGCAACUUGGAGCCUGCCUUUACCCGACGCCAGUGAGGAACCGCAUCAACUUUAUCUUCGGCUACGCUCUACCCCUCUACUUAGCACCUUUCCUCUUCGGAAACGAUGACAGCAAGUGCAUGUACUGCAUCCUGGUAACCGUGUUGUCCAUGGUAGGGGCCCAUCUUCCUCGCGCCAUCAGUGCAUUUUUUCCCGUUGUUCUAAUGCCACUUUCUGGAGUCAUGGCACCCGACAGGCUAGCGUCGAGCUAUAUUGAUGCGAACGUAUUAUCUGCUUCGUCGCUCUUCAUUAUCGUCAUCAUCGGAGACCAGUCCCGUGUCUUCUCUCGCAUCGCCAUGCACGCAUUGCGCACGCUGGGUUGCAACGCGCACCUGCUCUUCUCCUACCUGGUGCUCAUCACCUUCGUGUCUACUUUUCUGUUGCCCAGCCGGAUCGUUGUAGUGAUCGCCACCAUGCUUGUGGAGCGAACGGUCGCCAGCUUGGAGCAGGACGUGGUGAUCAUGGAGCACACGUGGAACACUGCUCGCAAAACUCGAGGCUCGUCCGACACUCUCGAACCUUGGGCUGAUGGAGGCAGCAGCACUACUGUCAAGGGACGGAAGGUAACGAAAUUCAGUCCAAGCGUGUCUAUGUACACAACAGACACUGUGGGAAGAAGGUUUUCUCAUUGUGAGGCCAGUUGGCAACCUACGUUGACCCAUUCGCCUGCGCCGUCGAUGCCCUCGUUAGUGAAGCAGUACAAAAUACACCAGGAGGAGCCAAAGGCCAAGGCUGAAUCCUCCAAAACUGACCAGAAGCAUGAGUAUGGAAGCCCACGGAGGACUUCGCGGAAGGCGUCGUCGGAGCGGUUCGGCCUAGUUAUGCGUCGUACAUCGUCCGUACCUCACCUCCCUGUGAGAAGAAUUCCCUCGUUCUCGACCCAGGAGUCAGGGCGCCUAUCGUCGAUCCUAAAGGAACCGAAGGCUCCCGUCUGUAACCAAAAUGAAACGAGGAAGGUCAACAAAGAACUUGACGGCGCUCCAGAAAAGAUAGAAGACGUUCUCGUCUCCCGCCGUAACACCUCCCACAAGCUGUCUCCGCCACCUCUUUCAAGACGACAGUCCAUGGCGUGCAAGCUGAAGGCGCCUAAUUGCACUCCAGAUGCACACCCUCCCGUUCAAAUAGAAGUUCCCGAGGACAGCAGCGCCCCACCUUCAGUACCGAAGAGCAGCAGACCGUCCAUACUGAAAGUGCGACGGACGUCCAGCAUUAGAACAGUGGGAUUUGGCGGCGGUUCCAGGACUUCAAUGCAAAGCACCGAUACGAUCCUCAGCCGUAUGUCUAUUCGACCGCUGUUCUUUCGCCGCACACCCCGCACGUACCUCAUAGAGGACGCUGGUCAAAGAAUGUUUCUUCCGCCCCCACCAUCGACGGAUGACGCCAUCAACGAGUCCAGUCAACAUCAACCGUCGGUCUUAUUUUCCGAAGGAGCCCAAGAAUGGCAGCCUGGAUCGUCGGAAGAGGCGAAAAAGUUCCUUAAGAUGUGCAUCAACAUGAGGGCAGCGCUUCUUCUCGGCGCAGCCAUGACCUCUGUUCUCGGCAGUUUGGCUAGCUUCUGGAACGUUCCCGCUCGCGGCGCUAUCAUGAUCCACCUCUCCAAACAAGGCGAAGAACUACCAGUAACUGCUUGGCGGUGGUUUACCGUGACGUUACCUGUCGCUGCAGCGGGAACAGCUGUAUGUUGGGGCCUUAUCUACGUUGUCUAUAUCAUCACUAUAGAAGACCCGGAUAACAGCGUAGUUCAGGACGUCGCCAAGAGCACCGUAAGCCGUCUUCGAGAUAUGCGCGCACUAAGACUACAAGAAUCGCUGGUCGCCUACUGGUUUUUAGGUCUUCCCCUCUACUACGUAUCGUUCAUUUCACGAAAAUUUGAAGUUGCGUUUUUGGAAGGUUCCUUCUUUGGCGCAACAAUGAUAGUAAUGAUGAUGCUUCCAAGAGACAACCUGCGCUUGUGGGCGUUGAGACGGCUCGUCACAUGGGACACCAUCAAGGACAGGAUGCCUUGGAACAUCCUCGUCAUGUACGGCUCUGUGUCGUCCCUUACUAAAUUAGCCAAGGAGCAUAACCUUGUGAAAGUAAUCUUCGAUCAUAUGGGAAACAAAUUCUGGACGAGCGCAUCCACACAGACUACUCAAGUCAUUCUAACCACAGUAGCCGCAGUGCUGUCCGAAGUUAUCGGGAAUCCCACCCUCAACGACCUCAUGGUGCCUAUUGUCAUCAAUAUCGCUUCUGCUUCAAAGACCCCUGCUGUAUUUUACGUCAUACCCGUUGGAGUGGCAGCGUCCGCAAACGUCAUCAUGCCUGUAUCUCUGCCUCUCCUAAUGCUACGGGAAUCCCUACAGAUAUCUUGCUCGCGCAUGAUAGCGACUGGACUCGUUCUGAAGAUUGUGGUGGUGUUGACCAUUGUCAUCACAACCAACACAUUAGGCAUACUGGUGUUCGGCAACGAAGACGACAGCGACGAAGGCUCGUUCUUGCUUCAAAGAUCUGUAGCACAUUUCUCGUUUAAUAGUAGCCAUAAAGCAUUUUAAAACUACAA